Molecule: messenger RNA, 3657 nt
Organism: Penaeus monodon (black tiger shrimp)
Lineage: Eukaryota; Metazoa; Arthropoda; Malacostraca; Decapoda; Penaeidae
Exons: 12
Coding region: 1-3657 (1218 amino acids)
Biological process (GO): DNA integration
Molecular function (GO): nucleic acid binding
Source: RefSeq, a predicted model, not a curated record
AUGGCGAAGGAUAUUGAUGAGAAUCCUGGACAAGAGAAACGCCGCUUGGAAUUCUUAGUCAUGCACAGUACAUGCCUCCACGAUCUCCGGAAUGUGCAGAAGGGUUCACAACUCUCCAACAUUAAAUCACAGACUGGGACUCUAGGCGCAAUGCCGGAACACGCAUCGGCAUAUUUCAGUUUCAGUUACAUUCUCCUUUGUUUCCGACAUUCACUGAAAGCAAUCAUUUCACUUUUAGCAAUGCUCGUCCAACCCACAUGGCGUUCAUGUCCUUUACAGAAUGUGUCAAAUCUAUAUGCUUUGAGCAAUUCUGCUGCAUCCAACGCUUCUCACACUCCGCCGACCCCGAAGGCAACAAUCCAACCUCCGAAAGUAUUACCAGCCGAUGCGAGUCCCCAACAUUACCGGGAAUGGAAGCAUGAAUGGUCCGAUUAUGCUGUCAUGGUGGAUCUCCUCAACCCAACAUGCUCAGUAGAUGAUGUACUGACAAAGCUCGAGGAGCAUAUAAAAAAUGCCAGUAAUGAGGCGCUGCGACGGAAGGCCUUCUCCGAGUGCAAGCAAGCAGACGGCGAGUGCUUCGAUGACUUUUGGAUACGGCUGAAAAUCUUGUCACAGGAGAUAGAUCUUUGCAAGGCUCAGGACCAUACAUGCUGUGAGCAGUGGAUGAAACACGGCAUACUAAUGGGCAUACGUGAUGAGAAACUUACCCAGAAGCUCAUUCAGAUGGACUGUUCAGCGACAUUGCAAGAUGUUUUGGAGAAAUGCAAGUCUCAUGAAUCAUCAAAGAUUGCAUCAUCUGCUUUGAGGGACACAGUUUUAUCACGCGCUGUUUCUCAAUAUAAAAGAGAGAAAAAGGCUGCCCUGAAGCAGAAGUCUAAGAUGAGACCAAGCUCACCUUUGCCUAGUAAAGUCUGCAACUGCUGUGGUCGUCAACAUGAAAAAGGUCUAUGCAGAGCCACUACUUCCACAUGUCGUGCUUGUGGCAAGAAAGGCCAUUGGCAUUCUACUGCAAAGUGUCCUGCCAGGAAUGCCAGAUGUAAGGUCUGCAAUCGGCAGGGACACUAUGAUAACUGCUGUCCAAAGAAACGGAAGACUAAGAAGGCAAAAGAAGAGGACACAUACCAGAACUUGAAAGUAGUAAGUUCUGUAUCCCCUUCAGUGUCACAUGCCAGGAAUGUCACCUCUACUGCACGACCUAAACCUCAGCCUUCCCCUAAAGUCUGUGUAUCUGUUCGGCAUAAUGAUUCAUCGGGUAGUCUUGCCAUCAUCCCUGACACAGGUGCAGACACAACUGUCAUUGGACUCAAGAAUCUUAGUAGUCUUGGACUUUCAAAAGAAGACUUGGCACCACCAGCAGAGACAGUGUACUACAAUGCAGAUGGGUCACAGAUGCCACCAGUGGCUGGAUCAUUUUGUGGAACUAUCACCUAUGGCGACCGUUCGACUACAUGUUGGAUUGAUGUACAGCCUUCGCUUACGACCCCGCUGCUCUCUUGGAAGGAGUGCAAGGAUUUGGGGAUUGUUCCGGACUAUUUCCCCAGGCAAAUGUCGGAUGUGCACAUGGCCAAUCGAGUCCAUGGUCCGGAUAGUACGCCAGUAUUGAACCCCUCUCAGUUGCUGCCUUUACCGCUGGACCAGUUGAAGUCACCUGAAGAAGCAAAGGAGUAUUUUCUGCAUCAGUAUGCAGACGUCUUGCCAGUAGAGGAUGAACCAUCAGAUUGGUGUCAUCCAAUGGUUGUUGUCCCAAAAGUGAAUGGUGGUGUUCAUAUUACCACUGACCUGUCAAAACUCAACAGGUAUUGUCGUGGCCCCAUGGGUUUUGCUGCAACAGGAGACGCCUUUUGUCUCCGAGGUGACAGGGCACUUCAGGGAGUAACGAACUGCAUCAAAGUUGUGGAUGACAUUCUCCUACAUGAUGAGGACUACAUCUCACACCUUCAACGUGUAAAUGAAGUCCUGUCAAGGUGUCGUCAGCACGGGAUAACACUUAAUGCAGAGAAGUUCAUUGUGGCUGCAUCUGAGGCCAGCUUCUGUGGGUACAAACUAUCAAGAUAUGGUAUUGAAGCAGACCCAGAGAAGGUGAGGGCCAUCACAGAGUUUCCUACCCCUGCGAACUUAACAGAUCUUCGGUCAUUUAUGGGCUUGGUAAAUCAACUGGCUGAGUUUACACCCAAGAUUUCGACCACUGCAGCGCCGCUCCGCCCACUGAUGAGUCCAAGAAGAGCUUUUACUUGGACAGCGGACCACACCAAAGCUUUUAUUGACACUAAACAAGCUUUGUCAAAGCCACCCAUACUUGCGACGUUUGAUCCAGCUCUUCCUACCAUUCUGCAGACCGACGCCUCUAGACUGUAUGGCCUCGGCUAUGUGUUGCUGCAGGACCACGGUGCUGGAAGAUACAAGAUGGUGCAAUGUGGAUCUCGUUUCUUGACAGACACAGAAACACGGUAUGCGACCAUCAAAUUGGAAAUGCAAGCUGUCGUUUGGGCUAUCAGCAAGUGCAAGUUCUAUCUUCGUGGACUUCAGCACUUCAGUUUGAUGACAGAUCACCGUCCAUUGGCUCCUAUUUUGAACCAUUAUUCUCUGGAUGCUAUUGAAAAUCCUCGCCUCCAGCGCAUGAAGGAUAAAAUCGCACCCUACAUUUUUACUGCAAUGUGGCGUGCAGGUAAGGAGUUGUGCAUUCCUGAUGCCCUCUCCCGGUCACCUUCUGUUCAAGCAUCAGAUGCUAUAGACGAGCAAGAGGAUCUCUUCAUGGAAGAAUUGCGUAUGGCUGCAUCUAAGGAUGCCUCAUAUGAAGAAUUGCUUCAUCAUGUAAAGUCAGGAUUCCCCAAUGACCGCUACAACCUGCCAAGUACCCUGCGUCCGUACUGGAAAAUUCGCAAUGAGUUGUACAACGAUGGUGACUUGGUGCUGUAUGAACCUAGAGUGGUUGUCCCUGCUUCUUUACGCCGUAGCACCCUGGCUCGCCUGCAUGAUUGCCACUCCGGUCGCCUACAGCCUAGCCAGCAACAGGAACCGCUGCUGUUAGAAGACAAACCCACAAGACCAUUCAUGUCUGUAUUAGCUGACUUUUUUAAUGUUGCUGGAAAACACUUUUUGGUGUAUGUUGACAGACUUUCUGGAUGGCCUGUUGUCAUCCUGUGUGGAAAUAAUGCAACAAGUGCUUCAACGAUUAGAUUCUUUCGGCACAUGCUCCGUGAUCUUGGUGUCCCCGUUCGCCUGCGUACCAACGGUGGACCCCAGUUCUCCAGCCGAGAAUUUGCUACAUUUCUUCAGCGAUGGGGAUCAUAUAGCCUUUUCGUGCUUAAGGGAUCCGAUUAUGUCUCAAAAGAUGACCUUAAUAACUUGGAAAACCCUCAAAGAACAUCAAAGGACGAGAAACGAGGUCACGAGGUUCGGCUCGAGAGACUCUCAGUUUUGAUUGCAAAUGACAAGCCGCCUUUCCUGAGGGCGAAGUUAGGAUCCCUGGUGACUCAGGAUUCCAAUGUGAAUGUUUCUUCGUCGUCCUCAAACCAUUUAUUCCACUGCGGGAAAAUGGGCCUCUCUAAAUCCAUUUUUGAGAGGAUAUUUGGCGUCCCCCCCUAUCCCAAAUUGGAUGCCUUUCGACUGCAGCGGCGGGGAAUCGAACUCGGGACCACCGCAGCCACCAGAAUAUGA